This is a messenger RNA of Arabidopsis lyrata subsp. lyrata, 4581 nucleotides long. RefSeq names its product pentatricopeptide repeat-containing protein At1g09900. Gene Ontology annotation, molecular function: protein binding. The coding region runs from base 142 to 2586 and encodes 814 amino acids. The transcript has 3 exons. The record is from RefSeq and is a predicted model, not a curated record. NCBI's taxonomy places the organism in Eukaryota, Viridiplantae, Streptophyta, Magnoliopsida, Brassicales, Brassicaceae.
CUGAUGUUUCAAUUUCAAUUUCAAAAUUCGCGAAUGGUUUCGUUUGCUUUGCUCUGGGAAACAUUUGGAUUUUGUUACCUGAGAAUUUAGUAGCAAAAUAUUGGUGAAGGAGCUUCUCUCGCUACUGUUUGUUAAAUUUUGAUGUUGAAUUUAAGGGUUAAUCGGAUUCUUCGUAGAGCCUUAAUCCGAUUUUCACCUUGCUCAAUCUCUAACGGUGAAGCUGAUGAUGCAUCUUUCUCGACAUCUUCGUCGAAAAAUCCUCAUGGUCCAGAGAUCCAAGGAGAUUCUUCUAGUCAAGAAGAUGGCCACUUUGGAGAGUUCAGCCAAUUGGGUUUCCGAAAGUCACCAGCUUUGAGUGCUACGAGCGUUGGUGAUGCUGAAUUUGGAGAAAUUCGAAACCCUAGGUUCAAUGAGAUUGAUGAAUUGGGAGAAGAUGAAGAUGAUGAAGAAGGAAGUGUAACAAGUGGCGACGAAUGUGAUGAUGAUUUUGCUGUUCUGAAAUCGGUUGGGAAGAUCCCACAAUCGAGAGAAGACGUUGGUAGAUUCGAUGUCGAAGAAGAUGAAUCCAGGCAUCCUUUGGUGAGAGAGAUUGGGAGGUUGAUUGGCCUCAGGUCAUCUUGGAACCCGAAGCAUGAAGGCCAGAUGAGGAAUCUUUUAAGGAGUCUUAAACCAUCACAAGUCUGCGCUGUUUUACGCUCACAAGACGAUGAACGGGUUGCUCUUAAGUUCUUCUACUGGGCGGAUCGUCAAUGGCGGUAUCGCCAUGACCCCAUGGUGUAUUACUCGAUGCUUGAGGUUCUUAGUAAGACUAAAAUGUGUCAAGGUGCUAGGAGAGUUCUCGUUCUGAUGAAGCGUAGAGGUAUAUAUCGAACCCCUGAAGCGUUUUUGCGUGUAAUGGUAUCAUAUAGUAGAGCAGGUCAGCUGAGAGAUGCAUUGAAAGUGUUGACUCUUAUGCAGAGAGCUGGAGUUGAACCUAACUUAUUGAUUUGCAAUACGACUAUUGAUGUUUUCGUGAGAGCAAAUAGGUUGGAGAAAGCUUUACGGUUUCUAGAACGUAUGCAGGUUGUUGGUAUAGUGCCAAAUGUAGUGACUUAUAAUUGUAUGAUUAGAGGUUAUUGUGACUUACAUCGAGUUGAGGAGGCAAUUGAACUACUAGAUGAUAUGCCUAGUAAAGGAUGUUUGCCGGAUAAAGUUAGUUACUAUACCAUAAUGGGCUAUCUUUGUAAAGAAAAACGGAUUGUGGAAGUGAGAGACUUGAUGAAGAAAAUGGCGAAAGAGCAUGGUUUGGUGCGGGAUCAAGUUACCUACAAUACUCUAAUUCAUAUGCUCACAAAACAUGAUCAUGCGGAUGAGGCUCUUUGGUUUUUAAAAGAUGCUGAAGAAAAAGGUUUUCGAAUUGAUAAGGUGGGUUAUAGUGCCAUAGUUCAUGCAUUGUGCAAAGAGGGAAGAAUGUCCGAGGCAAAAGAUCUCAUUAACGAAAUGCUGUCAAAGGGGCACUGUCCUCCUGAUGUAGUAACUUAUACUGCAGUUGUCAAUGGCUUCUGUCGUUUGGGUGAGGUGGACAAAGCUAAAAAGCUGCUUCAGAUUAUGCACACUCAUGGAUAUAAACCAAAUACUGUGUCAUACACAGCUCUGUUAAAUGGGUUGUGCCGAACAGGGAAAUCGUUAGAGGCAAGAGAAAUGAUGAACAUGAGCGAAGAGCAAUGGUGGAGUCCAAAUUCUAUCACUUAUAGCGUACUUAUGCAUGGGUUGCGUAAGGAAGGGAAAUUGUCUGAGGCCUGUGAUGUGGUGAGAGAGAUGGUACUAAAAGGUUUUUUCCCAGGCCCAGUUGAAAUUAACUUAUUGCUCCAGAGUCUUUGCCGGGAUGGGAGAACUCACGAGGCCAGAAAAUUCAUGGAGGAGUGUCUGAACAAGGGUUGUGCUAUUAAUGUUGUGAAUUUUACUACAGUGAUUCAUGGUUUUUGUCAGAACGAUGAGCUAGAUGCUGCUCUAUCCGUGCUUGAUGACAUGUACCUGAUCAACAAACACGCGGAUGUCUUCACCUAUACUACUUUAGUUGAUGCACUGGGCAAAAAAGGUAGAAUAGCAGAAGCAACAGAACUUAUGAAGAAGAUGCUUCAUAAAGGAAUUGAUCCUACCCCUGUUACAUACAGAACUGUCAUCCAUCGAUACUGCCAAAUGGAAAAGGUUGAUGAUCUCGUGGCUAUACUAGAGAAGAUGAUAUUGAGGCAGAAAUGCAAGACAAUUUAUAAUCAAGUCAUUGAAAAGCUUUGUGGUCUGGGAAAGCUCGAGGAGGCAGAUAAACUUUUGGGAAAAGUUCUGAGGACAGCUUCAAGAUCUGAUGCUAAGACAUGUUAUGCGCUUAUGGAAGGCUAUCUUAAGAUAGGUGUACCUCUGUUAGCAUAUAAAGUGGCUUGUCGGAUGUUUAACCGCAAUCUGAUACCUGAUGUUAAGAUGUGUGAAAAGCUUAGCAAGAGACUGGUUGUGGAAGGUGCUGGAAAUGAUAACAACAUGCUGUUGUAUUUUUCACUGGUUAGUGACAACCUCCAGAUCCCAAGCGAAGCAACUAGGCUCUCGCUUCGUUAGCGGUGAUGGAUUUCUUCUUUUAUGCUCUUGGCAUGAGGAAACCGGUUUGAGCAAAAACCAGUUAUUAUUUCAUAUUUUCCUGGUAGCGACCUGUUAUUCCCAGUACUUCUCUACUUGCAGUUUUCAUUAUUAAUGGCUGGACGAAACCAAGAAAUAAACUUUCCGAAAGGAAGAGAACGUGAAGUGAUUUUUUGCUUUCUGCAGGGACCUUAUUAAUGUGAUACCUUACAAUCAAGUACUGAUAAGCCUCUGUCUAAGUUUUACUUGAAUUAAGGCCACGAUUGUUUCUUUACGUUUGCGUUUCCAUGUUAUAAUGAUUAGAACACUAUAACAUGGAUAGGCAAACAGAAACACAAAGAAUAAUUGUGAGCUAAAUCAUGUCUCUUUAAUUGCUUUUUUACUAAAUAGCAAGAUUAGAUGUGUUUGACACUUCACAGCUCAUACAAUUCUUAGUAUACCAGUGUUUAUGAUCACUUUGAUUAUUCUGGGGAGUAAUUUCAUUAUAGAUCAUGAGGUUUUGUUGGUUGCUUCAUAGUUAGAAUAGAGUAAAAGGUGCAAAUAGAAAAAAGUUGUUGAUGCAACUGAGAAGGCUUGAGUGUAACACCAAGAGUUUCUGUAAAGUUUCUUUAAAUUUAGGAUGCUCACUUUCUCUGAAGGUACAUGCAAGUUAUGAUAUCAAUUAUGCAAAGAAAGGGAAAUCUUUUGGAACAGACAGAAUUCUAUGGUUAGAAAUACAAUAGAUGACUUAUUGUUGAUGGGGUAUAUCUUACAUGUCCCUAUAUCAAUAAAGAUAUGCAUUAUUUUCUGUAUUUGGGUAUAGUGAAGCUGAUAGCUUGCUUGUUGCAUUAGCUCUCUCUCUCUUAUUGUAUUUUAGUUGAUUUUGGUUUGUUGUACUGACACGGAAUUAACUCGUCAUUGGUUUCUUCGUGUGAACCUCGUGAUUUUGGAGGUACUUAUCAGACAACAUUUUCAUGAUAAUACCUGCAUCUUGGCUGAUUCUGAUAGUAAGCCAAAGUUAGAGACUGUUGCUGGGAAAGUGAAAGUAAAGAGUGUACCUUCCUCAGUUACUGCUUUUGUUGUGGAUUGUUUAAACAAAAUAUCAUGUCUGAUCGGCUUGUCCGAUUAUUGUUUGAAACUGUUGCUUUUAAGUGGAACUUACUGAGCAGUUUCCAUUUCGGCGUGUUGAUGUUUGUUUUUCCAUGUAAAGGUUAAGAGAACCCUACUGCAAAACUCGUUUCUUACUCUGUGCAUCCGCUGUUCCAUAUAAUUCCAUGCACAAUCAUGCUAGAAAGAAAGUGUUACUUUCAAGAAUCUCUUGUGAAAUUUUCUUUGGAAAAGAUGUUGGAUUGAUCUUUGGUGAUGUGAUUUGUUGUUUUGUUUGUAAUGUUUAAAUGGUAUGUCCCUGUAUAUGACAACGAUUAUAACUAUUGUUGUCUUUGAGUGAAGGACUUGACUUAUCAACAGGAUUCUACCUUGGAUUUAUGAUAUUUUCAUUAAUACUUAACAGUAAAUGCUACUGGAGCUUCAGAGGAUCUCUACUGGUUACUUGCAAAUGCCGACAGAGUGAGAACUGUUCGCUCUCAACACUGUACAGUUGCUCUGUGGUCAGUUGACUAACAAUUUACAGGUGCAAGCACUCUGCAACCAAACAUGAAGAGUCCUUUCUGCUCCAUAUCCGUGGCCCAUGAACAUUGGCAACAAAAAUAUAUAUUCAUUCCCUUAUUCACCCAUAUGUGCAAAAUUCAACUGUAGCCUCUUUUGUCAGCUUAUGGUUAACAAUCGUUUUCCUCGUCGGCUUAUUACGCGUCGUCAAGAGAAAGCUCAUUGGUUAUGGCCAUCCAUUCUUUGUGCUUGACCUGAACUGGACUGUGUCUUUGAGGAUUUUGUGUUUGGUAUUAUCCAAAGGCACUUAUGCUUUUGCUUGCUGUAUCAUCUCCCAUGUUCUCUUUACUUUGUUUGUCUUCCAAGAUCAUUAAUUGCCUCUGUACGGUCAAA